Orbicella faveolata is the source of this 8783-nucleotide messenger RNA. Its product is annotated as polycystin family receptor for egg jelly-like. NCBI's taxonomy places the organism in Eukaryota, Metazoa, Cnidaria, Anthozoa, Scleractinia, Merulinidae. Gene Ontology annotation, cellular component: membrane. Gene Ontology annotation, molecular function: protein binding; calcium ion binding; calcium channel activity. The record is from RefSeq and is a predicted model, not a curated record. Gene Ontology annotation, biological process: detection of mechanical stimulus.
UUCCGUCAAGUUCUUUAUAAAUAUUGUAUGAAUGUUGUUUGUUGGUUUGUCGCUUUACUGUUUGUCAAUCAAGUACGAGAUAAAUUUAAGUGUUUCAGGUUUAAUUUGACUCGCAGAAUGGAGCAUUUUAAAACCGAUGCAAGCGCGUUAGUUUACUUGAAGACAAGAAAGUCCAUUUGAGACGAACGGAACUUACCAGAAAGUGAAAUUAUGUCCGAGUUUGAAGUUCACUAUCCGUUCUGCGCACGCGCUGAGGUAUUUAGGGAGGCACAAGGUCAGCGUUUUACGUCACCUAAGCUCAUUGUUUUGCUUUUCAGAACAUUAAACUCAAAUGUUAAAUUUAUGGCUCGAGGAUAGAUAAGCUUUUAAACUCGACCAGAAGUGCUUCAGGCGUUUGCCACAGUGCGCUCGUGACUCGAUCAACUUUUCUCUGUUAGUCGCUGUUAUCGACUGUGAAUAUUGCCAAAGGUCUUCGUUGUAACAACUUUGUAAGUUUUUCGUCAUUGGCAGUCUCGUAACGAUAAAACUUGUCUAACGUACCUGGGGAGUCCUCAAACGAUUGAUAAUGCGGUUUAUACCGUUGAUACUGCUUCACUUUCUCUGCUUCAACCCAGUUCACGCUCACUACUUCAAGAAUGACAGCGACCAAGCGAAUUGUCGCUGGCCUCUUGGGUUGGCGAGCGGGGAGAUUCAGAACGUACAAAUCACAGCCCAAUCGGUCUUCGAGAAUGACUUCUCAACGUUUGGACCACAUCGCGCCCGUCUCAACCUAUCUAGCUGGCCGCCCGGUUACAGAGCCGACCCAAACCAGAGCAAUGGUUGGAUUAAAGUUGAAAUGGGAAAGAAAAUGGUGAUAACUGCCAUCGCCACACAAGGAUACGGCGAUCCGGCGGUCUCUGAGUGGAUGCAGCAGUAUAUGGUGAUGUAUUCAAACGGCGGGGAUUACUCGUAUUUUAAAGACUUGGAAGGUAAUCUUCAGAUGUUUACGGGAAACAAGGACAGUAAUACAAUUCAGCGAAACGAGGUGCCUCUUCCCACUGUGGUCACUACAAUUAUGAUGAUGGCAGCAUCAUCUCAUAACAACUUUGCAGUGAGGAUGGAGUUAUUUGGCUGUGAGCCAGGUUACUAUUUCGUCGUUUGGCUUAUGCUGAUGGAAUUCAGCUUCACUACCACAUACCUAGAUAGUCAAAAAGCAGAAUAUCAAGUCAUAGCCGAUGACGUCAUGUUUGAGGUUAAAGAUGUUCUAGAAAGAAUUCCUGGAUUCUUGUCCUCUAGUCUACUGCGGUUCAGUCCACAGACGUCUGGCGCUGAAACAAAGCUAACAGCAGAGCUAAGAGUUGGAUGCAUUGAAGCUAGUGUACACGACAUCACAGCAGCUCUCACAAGCUCCUUAGAAGCUAAUGAAGGGUUGUUCGACCCACAUUACGUCAAACUGCAAUAUCCUUUGGACUUUCUUUGUCGGCCGCCAGAGGUACACGUACACCUCAACAAGACACACGUAAACGCGACAACAAUCUCAACAGUAGAUAUGUUUGUGAUCGUUGGAAAAGUCACCAAACAUUGCAAUACUUCAUCCUUAAUGGUACUGUCCUGGGAAAGCAGUGAGGCGUCUGAGCAAAACGGAGCUUUCUCCGUUAGCCAAACUCUUGAUGUGGGUUCUGAAAACCUCACAAUUACUCCAAAGAGGCUGUCGCCAGGUCUAUACUACGUAAGAUUAUUCGCCGAAAUGAACAAAGAGGAAGGAGCGAUAAAUUACGACUACGGUUUCCUUAAGGUGGUGUUACCGGACCUCGUUGCUAAGAUACGAGGAGUUAGCAAAGCGGUCAAGGGUACUGGAACGAUAAUUUUAGACGCUACAGAUUCCUAUGACCCUAAUGAACCCACCCUGAAGGACCAGGGCAUUGUAUUUACGUGGCUUUGCCGAAGAGAGGACGAAGAUUUCUCGAACAUGGAGUCGCUUCCGAUCGACCAUUCCUACGGACGAGAGAGGAUUCUGGGAGGCUGCUUCGGUUAUGGUGUCGGCGAGCUGAAUCAUACGGGACCUACAGUCAAGAUUAACAUAAACAAAAUGAUCUCGCAGAAUACCUAUGUGUUUAUGGUUAUCGUUCAGAAAGAAAACAGAAGCUCUACUGCUAAUCACACGCUAAGGGUUGAGUCUUCUAUUUCAUUUUCUAUCAGAUGCAAAAUUAAUUGCGGUUCCAAAGUGACCGCCAAUAAGCGCAUGGUUAUCGAGUCCACGUGCACAGGUCUGUCCUGCAAGACAAUCAAGGGAUAUAAUUGGACAUUGUACAUGCUCGACCCAUUUAGUGUCAACGAAACGUGGCUGGCGGUCACCGACUUGGAGGAUAGGAUUCUUACGGAACGAGACGGUCCAAGUCUGGUAUUCAAAGGAAAGUUAAACGAUUGGGAAAACUCGCUACUGGAUGACGCAACCUACAGACUGAUAGGCGCAGUUCACCUGGAUGACGACACCACGGAGGAGAGCGAGAUCACGUUCAAAACCAACUCUGCGCCGUAUCUUACUGAUUACGACAAAGGUUGCCGCGUAUCUCCUGAAGUGGGAUACGCAGUGACCACAGAAUUUUACGUCUACUGUGACGGAUGGGAUGAUGAAGAUUUGCCUCUAAGCUACGAGUUUAAAUAUCACACAAACACUGGCGGUGUUGUAAUGCAGAAGGGAUUAUCACCCAACGCUACGACCAGACUGCCUCUUGGGAAUCCACUGCACGGCUAUGCGAUAGCUUUGGAAAUUGAGAUCAUAGAUGCGCUUGGAGCUGGGACACUGGAUAUUCUGGUUGUUAUGGUUGAAGCAAUGCCAGCCGAGGACGUUUCUGGAACGUUGAUGAACAUUGCUAGUGGAGAGGAAAGCCCAUUGGGUAAUCUUCUUAAGUCAGGUGACGUGGAUAAAGCUGCUACAAUGGCGUACGCUGUGUUGUCCAUGGUGGAUACGAGUGAGGGCCAAAUGGACAGCAAUGACAAGAAAUCUCUGAAAGACACUAUAAUCAACCAGAUGUCCAAUGUUAAAGUUACGAGCCUUGAACAGGUCACUCAGAUGGCAGCGGUGGUCGCCUUGGCAACCGAGCAGAAGGACGAAAUAUCGCAGAAUUCACAGGAAAACGCCGUGAACCUUCUAGAAAACACAGCAGACUUUGUUUCAUCUCAGUUGAGCUCUGGCUCUACAGAUCCGGGAGUCCUACAAGACGUCGGCGCCAGUCUUCUACACGGCAUCUCCAACGUCAUAACUGCCGCUUCUACUGGUGCACAACAAGGCGAGGAGGAAGAAGAGGAGUCAGAUGAGAGUGAAGAUUCCGAAAAAGAAACGGAAAAAGAAAAGAAAAAAGCUGCAAAAGGACAGAGUAAGAAGACGGCCGAAAAGACUCUGAAGUUAAUGGAUAAGGUUGGCUCCAGCCUGUUAGGCACCAAAGCUGUUGGCGAGAAGCCGAGUGUGUUCAAGACCAAGUCCCUAGCCAUGAUGUUGGACAGACAAGUACCAUCAAAGAUUGGGGGCAAAAAACUCGGCGACGGGGAGGGUGACGGUGGUGUGGCACUACCAUCGGCCUCUACUUUGUUUGGAGACAAGGCCGGGAGUCUUCCUUCAGUAGACUCACAGAUGCUUGCGUUUCAAGACAAUCCUUACACCUGGGACACGAGCUCAAAAAACAUCAAGUCAUCAGUGAUCGAUUUCUCUUUGAAAACGGCUGACGGCAGUGCUUUGGAAGUCUCGGGUCUUCCAGACCCAGUGGAACUCUUCAUACCUCAGAAAGAAGACACCAAAGACAAAGGUAACGAGACGGCGACUGUAUACUUUGCCAAACCUAGCGACGGAUCAAACAACUUCCGCUAUCACAAAGUGGUGAUUCCUUCAGAGAGCUCUUCUAUGUUCAUUGAAGUGAGGCCGGAAGAGGGAGCGUCUCUGGAAGUGUAUGUCAGAUACAAAACAAAACCGACAGUUACAGAGCACAGCUUUAAUGUGAUUAUUCCCAAAAUUGAGUUCUGCAACCGAACCGAAACUAGCUUUAAUUGCAGCUCUAAAGCCUUCAUGUUCAGCAUAAGUAGCGCUCAAACUGGCCACGUGGGUGUUCACUAUGUCGGGAUCAGAUUCCCCGGACCUGAAAGUGAGGGAUCUCCGGAUUUGGAGGAGGAAGUUAAGACAGCAGCUAAUCGUGUAAGACGAGGGUGUGGAGGUCAAGGAGGCCGGCAGAAGCGCUCUUGUAUUGGUGUCAAGGAUCCACCAACCACCCCUCCCCCAACAGCUAAGAUAGUAAUACCGAAGUAUAACGCAAGCACGGACGUUAACUACACGAUGUCUGUGACUGCUACAAGUUGUUUGUACUGGUCUGAGACAAAGCAGGCGUGGACAGAUUAUGGCUGUAAGGUUGGGCCCAAGACGGGAGCCGGAAAUCUCCACUGUCUCUGCACUCAUCUUUCUGCAUUCGGUGGAGACUUGCUCGUUGCACCGAAUCCCAUUGAUUUUGACAAGGUCUGGGCUGAGUUUGGUAAUUUGGCAGAGAGUGGUAAUUUUGUUGUUCUUGCCACGGUUUGUUCCAUAUUUGGACUGUACUUUAUUGGCCUGGUAUUUGCUAGGAAAGCAGACAAAAAGGACGAAAUGAAGGUGGUAGCUAAUGUGUACUUGACUGAGAACACAGAGGGAGGCUACGUGUAUGAAAUCUCCGUUCAGACUGGAAUGUGGAAGGGCUAUGGAACAACUGCUAACAUUGGCUUGAUCAUCUAUGGAGAGCAAGGUGUCACCCCCUCCCUACCCCUGUCGGAUCCGGAAUUGAAUAAGAUAUUCUUUGCUCGUGGGAGUAUCAACAACUUUACUCUGUCUGUACCAGAGUCGCUGGGCAACUUGGUCAAGAUUAAGAUUUGGCAUGACAACAGUGGCAAGAGCCCCGCCUGGUUCUUCCAGCAAGUACAAAUUGUGGACAAACAAACUGGGGAAAAGUGGCAUUUUCUGGGCAAUCGCUGGCUGGCUGUGGAAAAAGGAACUGGCCAAAUAGAGGUCGAACUUCAAGUUGCUGAUAAAAGAGAACUUGCGGGAUUUAGAAAUCUAUUUUACUCCAGGACCGCGCGAAGCCUGGGCGAUGGUCAUUUGUGGCUCUCUGUGUUCACCAGGGCUCCGCAUAAUACAUUCACUCGUUGCCAGCGGUUAACGUGUUGCUUAUCAAUUUUGUUCGCCACUCUUGUAACAAACGCAAUGUUUUAUCAAUUCGACAAAGCACCAGCAGAUACUUUCCAAAUCGGGCCAAUCAAGUUGAGCUGGAUGCAAAUCAAGAUUGGAAUUCAAAGUAGCAUUAUUGCAAUUCCGGUUAACGUACUAGUUGUUAUGAUCUUUAAGAACAUUAAACACCCACUUCCGGAAGAUGCUCGAGGAACCGACGGGAAAGUGCCCGGUUGUCUUCCUCAUUUUUUCGUGUACGUAGGUUGGACAUUGUGUUUACUCACUUCCCUAGCAGCUGGUGCCUUCACCGUAUUCUACAGCUUAAUGUGGGGGGCGGAGACAUCAAACAGUUGGCUCACGUCAAUCAUGGUCUCUUUCUUUCAAGAUGUCGUAAUCACUCAACCCAUCAAGGUGAUAUUGAUUGCGUCCUUGCUGUCACUCAUCAUUAAAAAGCCUCCAGAGCAGGAGGAGGUAUUUGGUUCCUCCAUAUCUAGAAGUGGCGGGAAGGACAGCCACGUGGCGCCGCCGCAGGGCGAGGCGCUCAGAAAAGCGCGCGAAUUUCAGAAGAAAGUGUUAGAAAUGUUCAGAACUAUCAUCGAAAUGGGAUUUUUCUUUAUGUUUAUUGCUUUUCUGAUGGUCGUGUGCUACGGGAAUAGAAAGACGUCCCGGUUUACGUUGACCACCGAGCUAGAGAAUUUGUUUAACGGAUUCGAUAAGGUGAACAACCCAGCAGCGUUCUGGAAAUGGACAAACAAAAUACUAGUGCCUGGCCUGUAUGAUGUCACAUGGUAUAAUGGCGAGAAGUUCGAGUACAAGGAAGGUUUUAUUAGUAAUAGAGAGAAUUUCAUGGUGGGGAUGCCACGCCUUAGACAAGCUCGCAUUAGACCAGAAGAGAGAUGUGUGAUGGAACCGAACCAUCCGGAUUUGGCUCACCAGUUCCGCCGCUGCCUGUCUGUUUACGCGGACAAAAUAGCAGACUCGACCCCUUUCAAUCAACCAGGUUGGCUCCCUGUAGAGAACACAAGUAAAGCGCUGUCUAUGUUUGAUCUGUAUGACAUGUGUCCCAAGCCCUGGCGUUAUCGAACUGCAGAUAAUUUAACCACUCUCUCUGCGCAAGGACUGCAGAGCUCGUACGGUGGCGGUGGGUUCGUCGCCGACCUCGGCUACAACUCACGGUCUGCUCGGAAGGUCUUGGACACCUUGGAGAAAAAUAACUGGAUUAACGACUUGACAGCGGCGGUGUUCGUUGAGUUUACAGUCCACCAACCAGCAAGUGCUCUGUUUAGCGUUGUGAAAUACUUGUUUGAGCGUUUGCCGACAGGCGGAUACAACACCGCGACAAGUAUCAAAACCUUGACACUAUAUGCUUCGCCCGAUCCCACUUUUAAGUCGUUUUUCCAGCUCUGUCAGUUGUUGCUUAUGUUAAUUAUCCUGUUCUUUUUCUUCGCUGAAAUCGGAAAGAUUUAUCGUCAGAGAUGCGGGUAUUUCAAGCUCUUCUGGAACUGGAUGGAGCUGCUACAGAUCUUUGGUGCUGUCGCAGCUAUUGUGAUGUUCUUCUUCAAGGAAAUGUACACCAGUGAGUAUGUAAAACGCGUUCAGGAUAAUCCUUUUCAAACUUCCAGCACUGAUUAUAUUGUGUUGUGGUCCGAUCUCGAAAUUUACUUGCUGGCUUUUGUUAUUUUUAUUGUGACAAUGAAAUUCCUCAGACUUAUUCGAUUCAAUCGUCAUAUCUGUCAAAUGACUGCCACCAUACAAAGAUCUCUCAAUCACCUCCUGUCAUUCUUCUUGGUCUUCAUCGCAAUCAUCCUGGCUUACACUCAGCUCGGAGUUCUUGUUUUCGGAGCCAGCGUACCCGCGUACUCUUCCUUCUUUCAGUCUAUGCGAUCUGUCUGCCAGAUGGUCCUUGGAGGUGAAACGCACUUCCACGAGCUCAAGAAGACCAGUAGAAUUGUGGGACCUCUUUUUGUGUUCUGUUACAUGCUGAGCAUGUCCAUGAUCAUGCUGAACAUGUUCCUUGCCAUACUCAACGACUCGUAUGAAGAGGUCAAAGAAGUAGAGGGAGACAGUUUUGCGGAUGCGGAGCUCGGGGAGUUUAUGAAAACCUACUUCACCACGCGGGUCGGGUACCUUCGCAGUGAAUUCACAAUGUUCUUCAAGAAAAUGGUACAAUUUCGAGAAGCCAAGAAGAAGCCAAAAAUCGAAGACAUUGAAAGUUGCGUGAAAGUACCAGCGGAAAACAAUCAGGAUUUCUUUGUUGACGAUGGUAUCGAGUUAAAUGAAGACAACGCUAAGCUCGCUAAACUGGUCUCAAUGGAAGACCUAACUAAGAGUGAAGAAGAGUUGGCGAAUGGCUUGGACGAUGUCAAGCGUAGCUUAUCCGAUAUUGGAACAGAGCUACGUCGUUCAAUUUCGUUUGUUGGAUCCGAUUUCGACGACACAGUCGCACAAGAUGCCAACUAUAAUGAUCUCAAUAGAGGCUACAAGUGCUCGUGCGAGGACAACAGUUAUCCGCACUUCACUAACAUCUGGGAAAGACUAGACGAUCCCAGAGAUCACUAUCGCAGGAGAAGAACUCCAAACACGGAGCCUCUGUUAGCUGAUCCUUCAGAGGAUCAUCCUGACGAGGUGGACGUGGGGGUAGGGGGAAGAAACAGUAACUACGGCAACUAUCGGCCGUAUUUCACGAGCAUUUGGGAGAGACUUGUAGAUCCCAGCGAUCGAUUCCGAGCGAGAAGGAGGACACCAAACAUGGAAGCUCUUUUAGACCACCAUUUUCAGGAUCAUCUUGCGGAAGGUGAUCUGGGGGUGGGGGACGAGGGCGGAACGUUUGAAAGAGUACGGCUUGAAGAACAUUCUACACCUGAAGUGAUGUCGACCAGCACAACGAACAGCAAUUUACUUGAUGAUGUGCAAGAAAGUUUUGUGUAAAGUUCUAAAGAGAGAGCUUCUGGAAUACUGUCUGUUUCAUACAAUGAACGUCGGUAGCCCGGGUUUACAACCCUCGGAAUAACGCGAAAACUUUAACAGUUAAAUCAAAACAAAAUAAAAUUAGGAAUAAAAUAAAUCAAUUACAUGAUGGAAAAAAGAAAGGAAGGAUAAAAUCGCCGUGCAAAAUGUAAAUUAUUGCAAAAUGUAAACUUACGUUUAUUUGCUUUUGUAUGACUUUGGAAAACAAUCAAAAUGUCAGAGAGCCAUCCAAGAUGCUGAAAAAAUGGAAGGAAUUCGAAAUCAAAUCGUAUCCCUCGCAAGUGGUCCUGAUGACUAGUUGUAAAACUAGUUGUUUUUGCGUGUGCUGUUUGGCAGAUACUGAGGCGUUUGGACAAUUCAGGACUACCAAACAAAGUGAAUGCUUGUUUUCCGUAAGUCAUAUAAAAGCCACGCGCAAAUAAUCAGUGAGUAGCGAGCUGAAGAGGUAACAGGCACAGACUGUGCGUGACUGCUCUAAAUUAUCUUCAUAACUAACUUAAACUGAACUUUAAGAGAAGAAGUAACUUUAAAGAGUUUAAAGAAGACCAGAUAUAAAUAUAUUACCCUGAUCAGCAUACGAUUUAUUUAAGAUUAUACAUGUAUCAGUGAAAAAUAAUUUAUGUGGGCUUAAAAAAUAAAGUGACUAGUCACCAUA